AUGGCAACUCUACCCGUAGACGUUCCUCCAGCGUGUGGCCGACAGGAUGUCAGUUUCACGACGGAUAGGGUCGGGGAAGGCGACGGGAGGAAUCAUAUUGCAGUUCAAGCUGAUGGGAACGGACGACAGUCGUGCUGGGAUGCUCCCAUCGCCGAGCGGACGUUCAGCCAAUUACUGGAUACUUGCCCCAUGAUUUCGGGCCGACUUCCACCAGAAUUAUGGGAGCAGAUAAUUGAUGUUAUCGCAGACGACAAUCCUUACGCCGACGACACCCUUAGACGACUCGGCCAAGUGUGUCGUGGGUGGUAUGCCCGAUGUCGCUUUCGCAUACAGGAGGUGAUUGAUUUGAGUGGCAUGGACAAAAAGCAAGUAUAUCGCCUUAUCAACAUACUCAGCGAGCACCCGGAGCGAUGCCAUGUUAUCAAGACCGUCUCGUUCGAUUUCGGGGGAAAGUCCGUGGGUAUAUUCGGGUCGUUUACUGUGCGGAUGAUGCAGAAACUUCCCCGAGUUGAGCUGCUCAGAAUCGAAAAUGGCGCAUGGGCGGCUGGGCAGCUGCACACGCAAGUCUUCCUCCAUGUAACGCUCACAUUUGAGUCGGUGACCAAGCUGCUCCUCCACUUUGUGCCAUUCCCUUCUGCGGUCGUAUUUUGGCGGCUUAUCCGUGCGCUCCCUCGCCUGUCCUCGCUCUCGUGCAUGAAAGUGCGGUUCAAGAAUGGCUGCAAUAUGGCGGGCGUUGUCAGGGUGCAACGUCCUCUCCGACUCGACGUCGUCGACCUGUCUUUCAGCGAUGACGUCGCUGACGUGCUCGCGUCGAUCGGCGCGCAUCUCCGCCAUCUCUCCUGCAAUGACAGGGCGUCGAGCAAAUUGUUGAGGCUGGUCGCUGUGGCCGCCGAAUCGCUUUCGUCCGUACACAUCAACGUAGUGCAUUAUGGUUUUACCUCUGACCAUGAUCGCCCUUCGGUCAUCCCCAUUGACCUUACGUUAGCUAUCAAGCUACACGCCAUAUCGUUCGCCAGCUAUCUUCAAGAUAUGGGCAAAGCAGCAAGUGUCUUGUCUUGCGCGUCUCUGCCGAAAUUAGCUGAGAUCACAAUUGUUUUGCGGCUCAAACCUCUCGAGACGACGCCCGUCGAGGUCCAGGAUGCACUCGAUAAAAUUGACAGUGGUUGCUAUGCACAAUUGGAUCAUAGCCUCUCUAGCCGUCAAUUUCCCGCUCUUCGGAAAGUCGUCUUUCUCCUUCAAUGUGAUAUUCGAUCUUCCGAUGAGGUCAUGAGUGUCAUAACCGAAGGUUGCUGGCGGACGCAGCUCUCCGCAAGGCUCCCAGUAUUGCAUGCCAGUGGACGACUUCUGUAA
Molecule: messenger RNA, 1350 nt
Organism: Fibroporia radiculosa
Lineage: Eukaryota; Fungi; Basidiomycota; Agaricomycetes; Polyporales; Fibroporiaceae
Exons: 3
Coding region: 1-1350 (449 amino acids)
Source: RefSeq, a predicted model, not a curated record